Messenger RNA from Nicotiana attenuata, 1026 nucleotides. RefSeq lists its product as uncharacterized. Gene Ontology annotation, molecular function: zinc ion binding. The coding region runs from base 1 to 1026 and encodes 341 amino acids. NCBI's taxonomy places the organism in Eukaryota, Viridiplantae, Streptophyta, Magnoliopsida, Solanales, Solanaceae. The transcript has 3 exons. The record is from RefSeq and is a predicted model, not a curated record.
AUGGGUGAAGGGAUCACAUUUAUAUCAUAUAUGCAGAAGGGGUUGAUUGACUCAAUCCAAACUGUUCUUCCAGAGUCACACAUUAGAUUUUGUGUAAGACAUAUAGAAGUAAAUUGGUGUAAGAGAUGGGGUUCUGGUGAAUUCAAAAAAUUGCUUUGGUGGGCUGCAUGGAGUACUUAUGAAGAGGCCUUGAAAGAUCAGAUAAAGAAUAUGGGUCAAGUAGAUGAUGAUGGAAAGGAAGUUGUGGAGGAUUUGUUGAAGUAUCCACCAAAAUGUUGGAGUAGGGCAUUCUUUGAUACUGUUUGCAAGAACCAGUCUGUAGACAACAACUUGACCGAGUCAUUUAAUGCAUGGAUCUUGCAAGCAAGGCACAAGCCAAUCAUUAAGAUGCUUGAGGAUAUUAGAAUCAAGGUGAUGAAUAUGAUUACUGAACAUGAAGCUGAGGUGAUGUCAUGGGGAAAUGAAUACAGUCCUAAAAGCAUGGAGUUGUACAACCAAUUUAUGAGGAUUGCAUUGAAGUGUCAUGUUAAUGGCAGUGCAGACCAUGGAUAUGAGGUGACUGAAAGUAGUGACAGGCACAUUGUGAAUUUGAGAUUAAAGAAAUGUACCUGCAGGGCAUGGGAUCUUUGUGGCAUUCCAUGUCCUCAUGCAAUAUGUGCAUUAUUGCACAAGAAAGUGGACCCUCUAAGUCAGAUUCAUUGGUACCUUACCAAAGAGACUUAUCUCCAAAUUUAUUCACAUAAGUUACAACCAGUAAGAGGAGAAAAGUUCUGGAAAAUUGAACCUUCACAGUACAUGGCUCCACCACUUUUGGUAAAGAUGAUUGGGAGACCAAAGCAUUCUAAAGGAAAGCAGCCCAUUGGAGGCAAGAAGAAGGGAAAGCAGACAAAGAGGAAGAGAACUUUACUAGAUGAAGUAAAUGAUGAACAACCCAGAUCUGAACAGCCCAGAUCUCCCUCUGCUGCACCAGUGCCACAAGAAGUCAAUGAUGAGGAAAUUCAUCUGUCAGCCCCUCAGCCAAGUUAG